Mycena indigotica is the source of this 594-nucleotide messenger RNA. Its product is annotated as Carbonic anhydrase. The transcript has 7 exons. The record is from RefSeq and is a predicted model, not a curated record. Gene Ontology annotation, molecular function: zinc ion binding; carbonate dehydratase activity. Bases 1 to 594 code for a protein of 197 amino acids. Lineage: Eukaryota; Fungi; Basidiomycota; Agaricomycetes; Agaricales; Mycenaceae.
AUGUUCCUCAACCGGAUGUUACCCGCACGAAGCUGUAAACCAGCAGUUUACCAACAAACAGCCACGCUCUUCAAUGCAGUUCAACGAAAACGGGAUCAGGAAAUCGCAGAGGAAAAGGCGAAGCAACCUAUUGCACUUCCACCCGCUAAACGACUGGCCAUCGUAACUUGUAUGGAUGCAAGGAUAAAUCCUUUUAAACAGCUUGGAUUCAAGGAAGGAGACGCCCAUAUAAUACGAAAUGCUGGCGGAAUGGCCAAAGAUGCCUUGCGCAGCCUAAUAAUCUCACAGCGCCUACUGGGGACACGGGAAAUUGCGGUAUAUCAUCAUACUGGGUGUGGAAUGGUGACGUUUCGAGGCUCGGAACUCAAGAAAAUAGUCAAAUGGUCUAAGCCAGAUGAUCCUUCGUGCGCUCAACAAGUGGAUGCUAUCGACUUUCUCGAGUUCACAAACUUGGAACAAUCUGUCAAGGACGAUGUAGAGUUUCUCAAGAGGAGUCCACUCAUCAUGGAAGGGACAAAAAUAACGGGAUGGAUCCACGACAUAAACACAGGAGAAGUACAUCAUUUUGUUCCUGACCAAUCAAGCCACUUCUGA